GAAGUACAAUAAUAUGUUGAAUUAUUUAUAUUCAAUAUAAUGUAUUGGAAACUAACUAAGCACAGCCCAGAGGGUUAAAUAAGCAUGACGGUCAAGUUGUUCGACCAUCAGUAGUAGACGAGUGCCGACGGCCAAACGGUCGCGGUCUCCGGCUUCUCGUUACGUCGGUAAUGCAAACGUUUGAAUCGGCUGCGAAAAACUCACUGACAGCGGCUAACAGCGACGAAACAGACAAUAACAAGCCGCUACGUCGCCGUUGGCCGCCCGAACAAACAAAGACUAACGGAAAUCAAACGAAGCAGCAUCCCGAGGAACAAGAGCAAAGCAAUCACCAACGUACUGAUAAAACGUCACAAUGCGAAAAUGACAUGCCAGAAGUUACCAACGGCACUGCUAAUCUUCCAAUUAAACACUUACCAUCGUCACAGUUUUCUCAAGACCAUUCUCACUGCAAAAUAACGAAUGGAUUUAAUAAAACACAAUACGAUGACGAUUCAGUUGAUUUUGUCUUGGCUUAUAACAGAAGGAGAGAUUCAACAAAUAACUUGAAGAAAUUUGAUGAUGAAGCAGAGCGUCAGAAGUUUUAUCAUCAAUUACAAAUUUAUGGCAUUUUGAUUAAAAUAGAUGAAGAUCCAACGAAUUCAUUAGAUGCAGGUCGAACGUGCUAUGCUCUAUUACGACUAUCUAAACGAUUAUUAAAUCAUAAUUGGUGUUGGAGUUGUAAGUGCCAGAGUGAUACUAUUAGUACCGAUAGUGAUGACAAAAAUGAACGACAAAAUAACAAUGUUGACAUAACUUUGACAUCGGCCCAAAGAGCCCAAAUUGUGUGGCGAUUUAUUCUUCAGAUAAAUUCGUGUACAAACAAAAAAUCCAAAGACAACGUCAUGAGCUUAGAUCAACUCUUAGAAGCUGGUAUCAUUACUGCUGCUUAUCCUGUACACGAUGGUGAUAUAAAAUCAGAUAAUAAUGGUCGGACUAAUGAUAGACAAAUUCUCUAUGAACAAUGGGCUAGACCAGGAUUGAUUUUAUCUCAAAAUUGGAAAGGAGAUUUUCGUAUAAAUACACUCAUUCGAAAGUAUUAUGGCACACCAGUAGCCGUAUAUUUUCGUUGGCUCAGAUUCUACACAGUAUGGCUCGUGGGCCCAGCAAUAGCCGGACUAGUUUGGUUUCUAUAUGGUCUUCUAACAACACAAAAUGAUCCUCCCACUCGAGAUAUUUGCAACCAACAUUCUGAAGUGGCCGAUUGGAUCUUAUGUCCCACUAGAAAAUGCGAUUCUAACUACUGUGGGUUUUCUCGAGUACUGGAUACUUGUGGUUUGUACAGGUGGACAUCAGCUGCGACUUUUGAUCGUCCAGGAGCUGUUGUAUUUACCAUUUUUAUGUCUUUUUGGGCCACAGUGUUCCAACAACUAUGGACCGUUUAUGGUUGUCAUUUCAAUAAAAAUGAUAGUGAUACAUUAUCCUGUAUGAAGUGUAUCCCACAAUCAUCCCAGUUGCUGUCAAAAUCAAAAGAUGGUAAUCUCCCAACUCAAUUUCAGAAGUCAAAUUCAUUUGUUAGAAGUAAUACCGAUUUCAAUGCAAAAUCUGAUCCAGGAAGUCCAGUGCAUACCAAACCGAUUAUUUUUACGCGCUUAACCAGACUAUAUACCAAUAGUUUGCCAAUGCUUGUCCGCGCUGCAGUUUUUGCAUGGACACUAAUUUUGGCUGCCGCUAUUCCUAUUCUAAUUGUUGUCUACCGAGGCCGUGCUAUAGGUUUCCUCAUGUCGGUCGUAUUUCGCCAAGAUGAAGAAAAAUUAUACCGACCUGAGCAAAGACAUCAUAGCUUUUUCCUACUGAACUACACAUCAAGUGGUGAAUUGAACAAUUGGAGAACAGUUGUGGCUACACUAUGUGCUGCUUUUGUUCAGCUAGCUGCAAUCGUAGCAGUUCAUCGAGCUUAUAGUGCAGUAGCUGAAUGGUUGACUAAGUUCAGCUAUCAUUCAGUAUAUGACUCACGCUUCCAAAGUCUUUACACAGCGUUUAUGUCUUGUUUUGACUCAGCCAAUUAUUAUUCCAGUUUAGUGUACAUAGCUUUUUUCAAGGGGCGAUUCGCCACUAAUCGAAAUCGACAUUCAGAAACUACUGUGACAUUUUCUAGUUUUUGGCCAAUAACUAUACUUCAAAAAUUAAUACAUCAUGUCAGGGAAGACGUUUGUGACCCUGCGGCGGCGGGCACAGGCUGUGUUCCGGAGUUAUGUAUUCAGUUGGCAAUUAUAAUGAUUGGCAAGCAAAUAAUAGACAACAUAAUCGAGCUAUCUAUGCCGCUUAGUCUAAAUUUAUGGCGUCGAUGGCGUGCUAACAUGAAUCGACGUAAAGUCCUAAAGAAGAAGUUGUCUAAUGCUACAACUUCAAAUAUUGUUUCUCCUAAACAAUGGCAGUUAGAUUACCAUUUGGAGGAUAGUGGGCCUUUAGGCUUAUACCAAGAAUAUUCAGAAAUGGUCAUCCAGUAUGGUUUUGUAGUUAUGUUUACUACAUCUUUUCCAUUAGCUCCUUUGUGUGCCUUACUAAACAAUAUUUUGGAACAACGAUUAGACGCCUAUAAAAUGAUAGUAGCUCAACGACGACCUGUACCAGCUUACUACUGCACCGGAUCCGGUAAACAUCGAAAUGGUGAUUCUUGUUGUGACAACUGCGUAAAAUUAGGAGCUUGGACAGUGGUAUUGAAAAUAUUGUCUGAUAUCGCCGUAGUUUAUAAUGUAUUCGUGAUAGCUUUUACCAGUGAUCUUAUACCUAGGACCGUGUAUGCAAAUAAUUUCUCUGAACAAUCAUCGUUGGAGGGUUAUGUAGCUUGGACACUAUCAAAAGAGCGAAAUAUGACUGAAUAUUAUUAUGAUGGUAAAAGUUACGAUAAUCGACCAGAUAUGUGUCGCUACCGUGGAUAUCAUCGUACUGAAUCGUCACAAAGUUCAAGUUCUUACAUUUAUUGGCAUAUUUUGGCUGCUCAACUUAUUUUUGUAAUUUUAUUUGAGCACAUCAUCCUGAUUAUAAAUGCUGCGUUGAAAUAUAUUGUUCAUAAAUAUUUUCUUAAAGAUAAAACAAGUUCAGAAAAAGAAACAGAAAAAUUAUCACCCAUCAAUAAUGAUUUUGUUGUGAAGUCAUCACAAUCAACUACACUUGUUAGUUCCACUAACAUUACAAACGACAAGGGACAUAAUGGUCACUCCGAUGACGAUGAUUCGGUAGUGAUAAAGAACAUGAGUUUACCGGUUGAUAUUUCCCGAAAAAGACUGGAUUAUUCUAAAACAUCAACAAAACGCUCACGUUCUUCUGUUGUAAUGGUUGACAUCGAGAACGAUGAUCAAGUUGAGUGUGAAGCAAACCCAUGAUAUUCGCUGUCGAAUUCAUAAUGGGCAAAGAUCCAGUUCUUAAAUUAACUACCAAUAAGACUGAAGUAUAUGAUUUUUCAAAUUUUGAUUUGAAUAAUUGUUGAACAAUAGCCAUUGUUGUUUUCAGUUUUACAAAAUAUUGGUUUUAAUAAGUAAUUAAUUAAUAUUCGAAAUGUUGAAUUAUUAUUUAUUAAGAUGAAAUGUACACAAUUUAUUAAAAUCCUUAAAUGGCAAAUGUCUUUUAGGGAUUAUUAGCAUAGUAUUAUAGUAUAUUGAUUAAAUUUAAUUGGCAAACA
Messenger RNA from Daktulosphaira vitifoliae (grape phylloxera), 3661 nucleotides. RefSeq names its product anoctamin-7-like. Gene Ontology annotation, cellular component: plasma membrane. The coding region runs from base 171 to 3365 and encodes 1064 amino acids. NCBI's taxonomy places the organism in Eukaryota, Metazoa, Arthropoda, Insecta, Hemiptera, Phylloxeridae. The transcript is spliced from 13 exons. Gene Ontology annotation, molecular function: protein dimerization activity; chloride channel activity. The record is from RefSeq and is a predicted model, not a curated record. Gene Ontology annotation, biological process: chloride transmembrane transport.